Molecule: messenger RNA, 5139 nt
Organism: Cavenderia fasciculata
Lineage: Eukaryota; Evosea; Eumycetozoa; Acytosteliales; Cavenderiaceae
Product: putative transmembrane protein
Exons: 7
Coding region: 1-5139 (1712 amino acids)
Biological process (GO): chemotaxis
Source: RefSeq, a predicted model, not a curated record
AUGACAGAGAUAGAUAAGAUAUUUGGGGUGACUUUAGAAGUCGGAAAGUGUCUCGGUUUCAAAGAAGAAGAAAGAUAUAAAUAUCUAUCUUUUGUUUUUCGCUCGAUGUCUUUGAUGACAUUGUUCAUCAAUAGAAUGCUCUCUCCACAUCGUUAUGUUUCACAUAUUUAUAAGAACAGAGACCAUAUAGGAAAUGAAACGACUGUCUACACUGAUAUCACUGCUGUUCAUACUGCUAGUGAGUGGAUAUUUACAUUGACAUAUAAGAAAUUGAAUGUAUUGGGUACAGACCUAGAUAUUGGAUAUAUUAAUGUAGAGACUGAUAGACCAAUAUUUUCACACAUGGAUGUUGUGUGUCCCAACUUCACAUGUCCAAAUGUCGUUCAACCAGGUGGCAUCGAUUGCACAUGUGAUUAUAGUGAUCCUCUAGAUUGCCCAAAAUCACCAUCGGGCAGCUCUUGUCCUCCAUGUCCACUCACUCAAAUACUUCAAAAUGGAACUAUCACCACUGAAUGCAACCCUGGUUACAACUGGACCACUGUUACAAUUGGCAAGGAAUACUAUUUCGAAUCGACUGGAUCCAUUAUCUAUUUACGUCUCAAGGCCAAUGCAUCGAUUUGUCAAGGACUUCGGUUCUACGCUUCUCAGAAACUUGGUAAUAUCAGAUUAUAUGUAAACGACAAUGCAACCAACGCAAAUCGUAAUGUUUAUAGCAAUGCUUUACAUCUUGGUCUAUGUCCAAGUGAUAUUGGAUUAAGUCGUGGUGUGUGGACCAACAAUACUUAUUUCGUUUCAAUCAAACCUGAAUCUGACAAGGUUGCAUUUUCAUUUAUUGCCUACUCGGCAGAGGUACCAAAACAAGUGACCCAGCCACCAUGUCCCAAUACAUCCAUGAACCAUACUUGUCUUCCCAAUGGAGGAUCCAUUCAAAGCAAUGCUGUCCAACAGUACUACUAUAUGCCCAUUAAUCGUACGACCAAGGUGGCUAUGAGAUGCCCUCUUUUAAAUGAAAACAUUCAAGUUUUUGCAUCUCCAAAUGUCUUUUACCCCUCUGCUUCAGCUUAUGGUUGGUCUGUUUACAAUUUUGGCGGUGAUGCAUACCUUAGUAUGACAACAAGCUCAACAAUCUUUGUUGGUAUUUUGAAUUUCUUUAAGGCCAACUAUACGUGCACAUUUACAACUCACACUGUACCCAUCCUCCGUCCAAUCACUCAAAACUUUCCACUGGGAGCUUCCUAUUUAUUUUAUGGAACCUCUGCUCUAAAGAUAAAGGGAGAGAUUUUCAUAUCAUCCUUUUACUUUUUCAACUUUCCUCGACAAUCCCAAAACCCACUUUGGCCAAUCCCCAGAUCACUCAAAGAGGAAGACAAGCACAUUAGCUUUUUCGAAAACAUCGACUAUGACCAAUUCGCAUUUGACAACCCUCCCAAACCAAAUAGCUUCCAGUCAGCUAUUAUCAUCAAAAAGGGGUCUCAAGUCUACCUGCCAUUACAAUCUUUAUUAUCGGCACAACUCGUACUACUCGGUUACUUGGUCGACAGUGACGGUAACCCAUUGUUGAACGAGGCACUUGACUUGAAUGUCACAACACCAGAAUGUGAAUACUCUGAAUUGGAUUCAAUCAAGAUUCAAUUAGAUCAACUUGAAAGUCAACUAUUCACAGCAUCUGGAUUCCAAGAAGUAUCAAAUAUUCGAUUUGCAAUUGAUAUAUUGACGGCUGAAGACACCUGGGUUGGAUGUCAGGCAUUAGCAGAUAGUCUUUUGGAAACCAACACUGUCAAUAUCACUGCAAAUGCAACUAAAUGUCAAUAUUCAUCGUUGGAUAAUCGAUACUACACUGAUCCUUGCUGUAGUCCAGAACAAAAUUAUUUCCAAUGUUGUAUUCCACAUUUACAAGAGAUACCACAAACCACUUAUUCGGGUGUACAAAAAAGUCUAGUGGAAGAUCAAUGUUCAUCACCAGACUGCACAGCCAGUAUUCUUCAAGAUUAUUUCAAUGCAACAUCAACCAUGGCAAGUGAAUGUGAAUUGACCUAUUCAAGUUUCUCAGAUUACCAACUUGACAUUUACACAACACUAAGAAAUUGUCGAACUGCCUAUGACAUGAUCGAUUGUGAUAAUGACACAAUGUGUGCACCAUAUAUAUGUGAUUAUUAUACAAGACAAUGUCAAGUACCACCAGAAAUACAAGAUAAUCAAUUUUUUAAUUGUGUAAUGAAUGGAUUAAGUCCAAAAGUAUUAUAUUAUCUUCAAUCAAGAUAUAAUAUUGCUUAUGAAAUCAAUACUCCUCAAUUUAAUCAAGAAUUGUUUAGCAAUUUUGUUGAUAAUGAUUGCACUAGUAGUACAGGUGGCCUACUUUAUCGAAAAUACUACAAAUGGAUAACAAACUCUGAUGUUUGUUACCCAGCCACCAGGUGUUAUGAUGCCAGUUGUUUAACAGUCUCUGAUGUUUGUUACCAACUGGAAACGGGAUUCAGUUUUGUAGAAACCGAUUUUGUCGACCUAUGUCCCGAGAUUGGUGUGUGCUCUGAUCAAUCAUGUCAACAUAACACUCAUAACAGCACCUGUCACACAGAUUGCUUGGCUCGACCAAAUUUCUGUGGGUAUUGCAGAAACAACAACUCUGUUUGCUACAGUAUUAGACAACUUGAUGAAGCACAGUGUAAUGCAACUGACACUAUAUGUGCCGUCUCUGGACAAUACGGAAUUGGAUAUACCGACGAGGAGUGUAAAAGUAUUGGAAUUUGUUCUUCAUACUGUGGAUACCAGUGUUCUGGUGUAUACACAGGAUGUGUUCUGCCAUUAGUUGAAACCCAAACCGACUGCUCGGCACAAAGUGGAGUGUGGUCUGCUUCCUAUUCAUUGUGUACCAGGCCAGAUGUAACGGCAAUCCAAACAUGUCAACUCAUUACCAAUGCAGUGUGGACCAACUGCUCAACCAAACCAGUAUCCGAGUGUUAUGCAAACUUUGGAUCGAUGAGUAUUUGCUCUGUGGCUCCCAUAAAUUGUCAAAACAAGCAAGAGUGUGAGAAUUAUGGAGCGUGUUCGGAUGAAUUCUAUUUCAAUCCUAUCAACACCCCCAACUACCCAGUUCUUUAUGGCAAAUGUGUACGCGGACACGAUUAUUAUUCUGGAAUCAUGUGGCAACCAUCUUGUAACUAUCCAAACGAGCAUGAUUCUCCAAAAGGAUGUUUCAACUCUACUCCACAAGUCCUCACUGAACAAGCUUGUUUGGCACUCGGUCCUGAAUAUAAAUGGUGGGCUGCAACAAUUGGUAAAGAUGAAUGUCUUGCACAGAUGGGUUGUAAAAUCAUCGAUCAAUCACCUUAUAACCUCCCAAACAACUUUAGAUUCAAUGAAAUGAAUCAAACUGCUUGUGAAGCAUGUCGCGUCGACCAGAGUUAUCACGAAUGGACAAAUAUGUUUACUUGGAAACCCAACCACUGGAUUCCAGGUAUUCCAAUCAAACCUACUUGGAUGAAACCACAAUUCCAACAGUUGGGUUUCCUAAAACCAGUACUUGACAAUAUGUUAUUCUCAAAUGUCCUCGAUGAAGCUUACCAAACCCAUAUAUCCGAUCUGCUAAGAUCCUCUUCACUGUGUCGUAUGGAACGUAUUGAAGACAGUCUCCAUUCAAUUUCUUGCUCGUGUGGUGGACCUGGGGGAGCACAAUGUUUCACAAGUAGUUCUUUGGUUCUUGGUCAAAGUUAUCCAUGUUCAAAAGAAGAAUCUGAAUUUAAAUUCUCUUAUGGAAAAAUUAUGUUCUCUAAUUCUUCUGUACCACAAGCUUGUACCAAUGUAGUUGUCUCUCAACUCUCCAAAUUAUUAUUCAAGUCAUCACAAACCGAAUCAUUGUCUUCCAACUUUGUAUCUUACAAAAAGGUUGAUAGUUUUGCAAUCUAUAAUGACAAUGAUGCUGCUAUUGGUGUAUUGUUGACUGAUGGUGUCAAAUUACAUUCACCAGGUGUCGAUCUAUUCACAAUUUGCUAUUCGUCAGAGUCGGUCGAUCUUGAACAUUCUUCAUCCUAUCCAAUUCUCGAUAUUGCUGUUGAAAUUCAAGAAGAUGAAACAUCGUCCAAUCCACACCAUACAUCUCAAUCAAUGGUUAUUUUGAAUGUCAAUAUUUUCCAAACAACCGACCCAAUCACCCAAGAAAGUUAUUAUUGUUCAGAAAUACCAUCAAUUGCUGAAACAGCCACAUAUUUCCUUGUUUCUCGUGUUGAAGAUUAUCAAGAUUUAGAAAAGGAAUUAUUUGACAAGGAAGCAACUGGACUCUUAUACACAUUGGCAGCUAUAUUCCUUUUCAAUGCAGCAUGGGGUGCAUUACAAUUGAUUGUUUCAGCAUUCAAGAUUUACAAAAAGUUGGACGAACCAAGAUUAAUUCAUGCUCUAACCAUUUCAAUCACUAUAUUUAUGUUGAUUAGAGCAAUUUAUUUCUUUAUAUUACCAACUAAAAUGAUUAGUUCAGUUGGAGAUUAUAUUUUGGUUGUAUUACCUACGUUUAUCUAUUUCACAUGUUUUACGAUUAUCAUUGUCAUUUGGUAUAUGCUUGUAAAGGCAUACACUGGUUCAUUCUUUAAACGAAUUAGAUUGAUGAUUACAACGAUCAAUGGUGUUCUAUACGUGUUGUUUAUCAUCAUUGUAUUGGUAUUCCACUUUACACAAAAAGAAGAUAACAAUGGUGAUUGUGGUGGUCGUAUUCCAUUAGAACCAAGUACAACAACUCCACAAAGAGUCGUUUCAAUUGUUUAUGCAGUUGUACAAGCUGUUAUAUCAUUGAUUAUCGGUUCAGCAUUUGCAUACCUUGGUUUGACACUCUUCUUUAUGGUUCGAAAUAGAAAGGUUGCUUUGAGUGAAGAAAAGAGAGGUGAACAACAAAAGAAGGUGUCGAUGGUCACAUUGGUCUGUUCGAUUGGAUUUAUGCUUCAUUGUGUGUUUGUAUUGGUGUUGGUAGCUGCUGAACCAAGCAAUAUCGUAUUCACAUUUGUUGGUCUUUUAAUCACCGAAAUUGCACCAAUCUUUGCACUCUUGUAUGCUUACAAACAAGGAACUUUGUCGAGUAUUAAACAAGUCAUUGGAAUGAAGAAAUUAGGUUCCGCUUCAAGUUCGACCAAUUCUAAAACUCCUUCUUCAGGUUAA